AACAUGCCUGCCAAAAUCAACUUCACCGAACAGGAGGAGCGCAACAUUGCGCUCGCAAAGGAGUACAUGCGCAUCGCGUACUCCCCUGAGGAAAGCAAGGGAGCCGAGAGCGUGCGUCACCUGGUCGCCGAGAACUCCGAAAUGGUCGCACCAAGCACUUUCCCGGAGUGCAAGACGCUGCUGGACUACGCUGACUCGCACAGGACCGUAAUGGAUGCCGUAAACGACCUCUCCAUCACCUCCUAUGACUACGUUUUUGCAAAAGACAACAUGGUCCUCCUCCGCUACUCCGCCAGCGGCACACACAAGGGCAAGCCGCAUAAGGACAUCCAACCAACCGGCCGCAAGGCCUCAUGGCACGCCGCGGCCAUUUUUGAGGUCGAGGAUGGGAAGCUGAAGAAGUUCGUUAAGGAGUGGGAUAAGCUGUUGAUGUGGACACAGUUUGGCUGGAACAGGGGCGCUGAUCUCGUCUAA
Molecule: messenger RNA, 474 nt
Organism: Fimicolochytrium jonesii
Lineage: Eukaryota; Fungi; Chytridiomycota; Chytridiomycetes; Spizellomycetales; Powellomycetaceae
Exons: 2
Biological process (GO): polyketide metabolic process
Source: RefSeq, a predicted model, not a curated record